UCUCCACGGCGGAGCUCGGCCGCGCAAAUGGCGCAGUCACUCAAUAUCUUCAUUUCCGUCCCUCACUCCACCAAACCUUCCAUCACUUUCCCCAAUGCCGUUCCCCGUUUCCCCGUCACUGGAAACCCUAGCCGAACCUCUCUAUGCAUCAGAGCUUCUGCAUCGGAUCCGAAUAUGUCUGUGCUGACAUCGGCGAACGGCGUCGGCGGAUCUCCUUUUCAUGUUUCCGAUUCCAGCUCGAUCGAUGUUGAUGCGGUGACGGAGGCGGAGCUGAAGGAGAACGGGUUCAGGAGCACGCGGCGCACGAAGCUGAUUUGCACUAUCGGUCCUGCCACGUGUAACCCGGAGCAAUUGGAGGCGCUGGCGGAGGGCGGGAUGAAUGUGGCGAGGAUUAAUAUGUGCCAUGGCACCAGGGAGUGGCAUCAGGAGGUGAUUCAGCGCGUGAGGAGGUUGAAUGAGGAGAAAGGGUUUGCGGUUGCGAUUAUGAUGGAUACUGAGGGAAGUGAAAUUCACAUGGGGGAUCUUGGCGGUGCUUCGUCGGCUAAAGCUGAGGAUGGUGAAAUAUGGACUUUCAGUGUGCGAUCUUUUGAUUCGGCUCUUCCGGAACGCACCAUCAACGUGAGCUAUGGUGGCUUUGCUGAAGAUGUAGAAGUAGGCGAUGAACUUCUAGUAGAUGGUGGAAUGGUGAGGUUUGAUGUGAUUGAGAUAAUUGGUCCAGAUGUCAAGUGUCGAUGUACUGAUCCAGGACUUCUGUUACCUCGAGCUAAUCUUACCUUCUGGCGUGAUGGGAGCCUUGUGCGGGAACGUAAUGCUAUGCUACCUACAAUAUCCUCAAAGGAUUGGUUGGAUAUCGAUUUCGGGAUUGCUGAAGGAGUUGAGUUUAUCGCUGUAUCGUUUGUAAAGUCUGCAGAAGUUAUAAAGCAUCUUAAGAGCUAUAUCAAGGCCCGGGCUCGUGACAGUGACAUCUCUGUGAUUGCAAAAAUCGAAAGUAUUGACUCAUUGAAGAACUUGGAGGAAAUCAUUCGAGCAUCAGACGGAGCAAUGGUGGCAAGAGGAGAUCUCGGAGCUCAAAUUCCCUUGGAACAAGUUCCGUCGGAACAGCUAAGGAUAGUCCAAGUCUGCAGGCAAUUAAAUAAGCCUGUGAUUGUGGCCAGUCAACUACUUGAAUCAAUGAUAGAGUACCCUACACCUACAAGAGCUGAAGUGGCAGAUGUUUCUGAGGCAGUCCGCCAGAGAGCCGACGCGUUAAUGCUUUCCGGCGAGUCUGCCAUGGGCCAGUUCCCUGAAAAAUCGUUGACAGUUUUGAGAAGUGUUAGCCUGAGAAUUGAGAAAUGGUGGAGAGAUGAAAAACGACGCGAAGCUAUGGAACUGCCUGCCAUUGCAUCUUCUUUUGCAGACAGCAUUUCCGAAGAGAUAUGCAACUCUGCUGCCAAGAUGGCCAACAAUUUGGAGGUGGAUGCUAUCUUCGUAUACACAAAGACAGGUCAUAUGGCAUCUCUCCUAUCGAGAUGCCGCCCGGACUGCCCGAUUUUCGCGUUUACUACAACGACAUCUGUACGUAGGCGCCUCAAUCUCCAGUGGGGUCUGAUUCCGUUUCGUUUGAGCUUUACCGAUGACAUGGAAAACAACCUGAACAAGACUUUCGCGUUGCUUAAAGCCAGGGGAAUGGUGAAAUCAGGUGACCUUGUUAUUGCUGUGUCUGAUAUGUUGCAGUCUAUUCAGGUUAUGAAUGUCCCAUGAUAAUAUCAAGGUUGCUCGUCUUUUUUUCGCAUUUAGCAAGGUGAGUUCACUAUUUGGUUUGAAAAAUCGAGAAUCGAAUCCGUGUUUGUUUCUUUUUGUAGAAUCCUCCAGGCCAUAAGUUGAGAUUUUUGUUUUCUCUAAAACUUAAACAAUGGUUGGGAUAUUUUUGUAUUAUUUUAUUUUUAUUUUGAUGAAUAUUGUAUGAUUAUUAGGAAAUAUUGUCAAAUUUUGGCUUUGUUUUGCUA
Erythranthe guttata (spotted monkey flower) is the source of this 1985-nucleotide messenger RNA. RefSeq names its product pyruvate kinase isozyme A, chloroplastic. NCBI's taxonomy places the organism in Eukaryota, Viridiplantae, Streptophyta, Magnoliopsida, Lamiales, Phrymaceae. The record is from RefSeq and is a predicted model, not a curated record. Gene Ontology annotation, molecular function: pyruvate kinase activity; magnesium ion binding; potassium ion binding. Gene Ontology annotation, biological process: glycolytic process.